AUGAGUGCAGCAGCCACGCUAGGUAUGCUAUCGCAGGAGAAGGUAGUAGCAGCAGCAACAUCGGCAGCAAUAGCUGCAACAGCUGCCGGAGCAGUAGCAGCAGUAGUAGCAGUAGCCUUCAUUAGAGGUCACAGCAGUAGCAACCAGCGCAGCAGCAUCAACAAUAGCAGCCGCACAGUUGGCAAAGUAGUAGCAGUAGCAGCAGUAGUAGUAGCCGGCACAGCAGCCACGCCAGGUAUGCUAUUGUGGGAGAGGGCACCAGCAGCCACAGUAAAUGGCAGAGCAGGAGCUGCAACAACCAAGGAAGCAGCCGAUGCAGCAGCCAUGCCAGGUAUGCUGUCGCAGGAGAGGGCAACAACAAUAGUAGCAUCAGCAGUAGCUGCCGCAGCAGGAGCAGCAGUAGCAACAACCCUCGUAUUUAUGCUGAACACGAAGCUAGCUCAAGCCGAGAGUAUGACUUACGACAUUGUGAGGGAUUUACUAGAAGUCAAGCACAACAUUGCAAGCUUCGCAGAAAGUAGAUAUUCUUUAGUGAGUGCAAGCGAGGCAGCAGCAGCCAGCACAACAGUGGCAGCAACAGCAUCGGCAGGAGCAGUUGCACGGCUGGCAAAGCAGGAGCAACAACAGUAG
Selaginella moellendorffii is the source of this 630-nucleotide messenger RNA. RefSeq lists its product as uncharacterized. The transcript is spliced from 4 exons. Lineage: Eukaryota; Viridiplantae; Streptophyta; Lycopodiopsida; Selaginellales; Selaginellaceae. The record is from RefSeq and is a predicted model, not a curated record. Bases 1 to 630 code for a protein of 209 amino acids.